CCUACUCCAGGUGUGGGGAGUUUAGGAGGUGUCUGCUCUUUGUCACUGCAGAGUCUGAGCCUCCCAAAAUAGGAAUGAAAUAUUUCCUUGCCAAGCAAGCGUUAUCGCGGGCCUGUCUGGUAGGACAGAGAGAUGAACUGACUAGCCCAGGGUCAUGCCAGGAGCUUGUGACAUUGCUGGGAACUGAACCAAGUCCUCCUGGUCAGCAGAUCAGUGCUGUCACCGUCAUUUGUUGGGACUGAGAGGGUCACUGACCUAGUGGAGAAGCAGGGGACGUGAUAUAUCUUGAUUUUUAGUACGGCAUUUGACAUAGUCCCACGUGACAUUCUCACAAGCAAACUGCAGAAUGUGGUCUAGAUGAAAUUACUAUAAGGGCUUGUCUACACGGGGGAAUGGACUGGAAUAGCUCCCGGGGGCCGAGCUGUUCCGGUAUAGCUCCCCUUGUUCCAGAAGUGGAUGAAGCUGAACCAGAACGAGGUGGAGACACAGCAGUCUCGCUGCUGAUUGUCCAGAAAAUGGCAGAAGAGAGCGCCGAAGCGACAAGCGAUACCAGUAGAGGGGUUAAUGACUCAAUGCUGCCGGGUCACGGACAAGAGGAAGGAAGGAGAAGAGAUGUGGAUUUCAGCCUAAAAUGCAUUAAAGAUAAACGGAUCCCAAUUACCGUUACUGUCGUCAUCACAGCGUUGAUCAUCACCAUAAUUGCACUGGCGGCCAAGAAGAUGCCCCCCUGCCCACGCUGCCCACCCCAUGUCACUGCUGCAUGCCCGGACGGCUGGGUUGGAUUCCAAGGGAAAUGCUACUACUUCUCAGAGACUGAAGGGAACUGGAGCACCAGCCAGAGCCACUGCUCUUCCCUCAACGCCUCCCUGGCUUCCAUUGACUCCCUGCCGGAGCUGGAUUUCAUGCAGCGCUAUAGAGGGAUCCCUUACCGCUGGAUUGGCCUCCAGAGGGAACCAGGCGAGGGCCAGCCCUGGAAGUGGACCAACGGUACCAUAUUCAACAACCUGUUUCAGGUCAGAGGGGAAGGGCAGUGCGCCUACCUGAAUGAACAUGGGAUCAGCAGCUCCAGGUGCUACUCAGACAGACAUUUCAUCUGCAGCUGGCCGGACCAGUGCUCUAGAAGGAAGCCAAGCGCCGCAGGAGGGGACACAAUGUCUAAGAUCACGUAAAGGGUCAAUGCAGCCUCUUCAGUGGAUGCAGAACUUACACAUUCAUCAUCUCUUGCAGAGCAUCGUACCUCUCCAACCAUUGCUCCCUCCAGAUCCCUGCUGAAAAACCAUCUUUACAAUGCUCACAACACUAACUCUACUGCACAAUAACACCAUUGACAUGGUACUAAUGAACAGGGGGUUUAGAGGUUUAAAUCUAAUAUUCUGUUAAUACGUGAAGUGAAUAAGUUAUUUAGAUUAUGAAGAAUCCCUGCUUUUAUUUAAAGAAGAGUAUGUGUCUAGCUCGCUUGGUUAUGAAUAUACCCUGGCAAAUCAAACAGAGCCUGAGUCAGCCGAGAGCUUGAAACAAUAACUCAGAAAAGUGCCCCAUUUAAUGUAUUGACACGUUGACUCUGGAACCUAGUGUCGACACUGACUUCUUUCUUUUUCCUCUACGCUGCUUUUCCUGGUGAGGGUCGCGGCAGCAGCAUGGAGAGUAGGGAGGACCAGACCUCCCUUUCCUCCACAACAGGUUCCAGCUCCUCCUGGAGGAUUCCCAGGCCAGCCGGGAAAUAUAAUCCCUCCAGCGUGUUCUGGGUUGGCCUCGGGGCCUCCUCCCAGUGGUACAGGUUCAGUAGAGUUCCAAAGGAAGCCUACCAGGGGGUAACCUUACCCUGUCUCAGACAGUAAGCCCAGCAACCCUGCGGAGAAACCUCAUUUCCGCCGCUUGUACCUGUGAUCUCGUCCUUUCAGUCAUUACCCAAAGUUCAUGGCCAUAGGUGGGGAUGGGGACAUAGAUUAAACUGUAAACCGAGAGCUUCAUCUCAGAACUCAGCUCCAACUUCCCCACCACAGAUCGGCACAGUGGCCUCAUCACUGCCACCACCUCCCCAAUCCGCCGGUAGAUCUCCCGCUCCCAUUUACCAUCACCAAGUGGUGAUUGGUUGAUAGCUCUGCCCGUCUCUGCACCCGGGUGUCCAGAACAUAUAGACUCCCUCCGAGGAUCGUUACCUUGUCGUGGUGGAGGGGCUUGCGUGUUCCGGUGAACCCCAGGGCUAUGUCGUCUGGAGCCCAGUGCUCCUGGGAGGGUCACCCUAGACCAACAGGUCUGGGGGGAGGUUCCAGACUAAAAACGAUCCCGCGCCAAGAUGCUCAUGAAAGCCCAACAAAUGAGCACGCGAACCUUGCCUGGAUUAGGAAUAUCGCACCCACCCCUGAAGCCAGGCCUGGGGGUGGUGUUAGUGAGUGUCUGAUGGCCAGGCAACCCAUGUAACCCGGCCGGGCCUAGCCCGAAAAGGGGACGUGGGCUCAGCACCCGCGAGGCAAAGGGUGGGGGUUGGGUGCGAUGUCCGAAUGGCAGCAGGAGGGAUGGACCACGCUGGGCUGGCCUCCGCGAUGGAGACUGGCCUGACACUAACAUGCAGGCAGAGGCAGCUGUUCUUUGAGCUAAAGAACCAGACUUGUGAACAGCAGCUACUACAGGGGGACAGAGACCCUGAGUGUGGGAUACAGACCCUUACAGUUGGGAAAAGGCCAAAGAGACUGAACCAAAGUCGGGGUAAGAAGUAGCCAAUGGAUCUUGGAAACAUCAUUUGAAGCUGGGACUGGACGACACGGGAUGGAUCACUUGAUAAUUGCCCUGUUCUGUUCAUUGCCUCUGAAGCAAUUGCCACCAGCAACUGUGGGAAGACAGGACACUGGGCUAGAUGGAGCAUUGGCCUGAGAGAGAGGGAGUGUGUGUGUGUGUGUGUGUGUGUGUGUGUGUGUGUGUUUUUGAGUAGAUCUGAUCAGAAUUUGACAAGAAACAUUUUUUAACAGUGUUUUCUCCAGGAUUUUUUUUUGCCAUCCUUUAUUUAUUUAUUUUUAUUCUGACUGAAAUUGUGAAUGGGAGAGACUUAGCAUCUCUCAUCAUGUGCAUUUAAUUCAUUGCUCUGAGCUAAGAUUGUUUGGGUCGGGAGAGCUCCUGGAAGGGUUUAGUCACUUCCCCUGGGCUGUGUAAAUACCAGAGUAACCCAUAAUGACUCCCAGUCAGGAACCAAAUUAGUGGCCAGGUUUUCAAUAGAUUCAUGUAGGUUAAGGCUAGAAGGGACCAUUAAAUGAUCUAGUCUGGCCUCCUGCCUAGUACAGGCCAGAGAACUUCCCCCACUUACCCCUGUAUUGAGCCCAAUAACUUGUGUUUGGCUAAAGUCUAUCUUCCAGAAAGGCACCAGUCCGGCGUCCGGCACACCAACGCCAUAUACAAUGAGCUGAGCUGUUCUGAAACUCUGCCCUAAGGGUCACAAGAGGAGCUGUCAUGGUGGUUGAGGGAAAUCUGAGGGUCCUUAACUUGGAGCAGAAACUAAAGCAAAAAACAAACAAAACACAAACAGAAACCUGAACCCAAGUCGUAGAUUCCAAGGCCAGAAGUGACUGCGGUGGUCAUGUCAUAUGAUACAGGCCAGAGACCUGCCCCCAAAUAAUUCCCGCUUAAGCCGGGCCUUCCAUUUUGGAUUACUCUGGUGUUUAAAAUAGACAAGUAAAUAAACCUGUGUUUUGCUGGGAGGAAAAAUCAACCAACCAACCCUACUUCUUCUCACUUUUAAAAACUCUUUUUCCCACAUUGGGAGGGAGGGAUGGGGAAAAUAUUUGUUUAAAGAGAGACCGUAGUGGGGGAGGGGCGAGUUCUUUCCAGAGUUUUUCAUUUCAAAAUCUUUUGUCCAAACAAAGAAAAAGAAAUGAAAUUCAACCCAAAUGAACACAUUGGGGAGGGGGAAAGGGGGCUAGACAUUUUCUUUUUGUAAAAAAGUUAUUUUCUGUUUAAGAAAAAUGUUUUGAUGGCAAGUUUUUGAUCUGGUCUAUUGAUUUGUAGAUAAAUUACAUGUUUUUCUUCCCUUCCCCUUAACAUAGAUUCCCUGCUGUGAAUUGCUUAUAAUCUAAGGACAAAGUGUGCCUUCCCUGUUUGGAAAGUGCCUUGUACAGGGCAGCCUGUAAAUUGCAGGGCAGGAAAUGGUUUUCCCAUACGACAAAAAAUAUUGAUAUAACAAAAAAAUUCUGUCCCAAAUCGGGAUGAAACCAUUCCACAAUAUCCCAAACAAGCGGAGAGCAACCCACUCCCCCAACAGUGAGUGCACUCACCUGAGAGGUAGGAGAUACAAGUAAGUCCCCGCUCUGAAUGGGACAGAUCAGGGACUUGACCGGGGUUUUUUUCACAGCCCAGGUGAGGGCCCUGACCCCUGGGCUAUUCUCACAUGGUCUGUCCUGGCUGUGAGAACUCGUCCCAAGGAAAGUUUCAACAAACCAGCUCUGUUUCCGCAAAAAGUUUUGCGUUCACUGAAUCGGCAUUUUCAAACCAAAAGCUGCUUUAUCAAAAGAUUCCUGACCAGCACUAGUGGGACUCUCCCAGAAACAGAUAAUGAGGCUGGCAUUUGUUAGGACAGCAAUAACACACAGCAAUAACACACAGCACACUCUGGAGGGUGCAAAAAAGGAGCCUGACAGAAGUUCUGAUCCAAACCUUAUUGAAGUUACUGGAAAAACUCACAGGACCAGAUCCUCAAAGGUGGUAGAUGAGAACCUAAAUACCUUUCAGGUUCUGGGCCCCAUUAACUUCACAAAAAGAAGAACAGGAGUACUUGUGGCACCUUAGAGACUAACAAAUUUAUUAGAGCAUAAGCUUUCGUGGACUACAGCCCACUUCUUGUUAGUCUCUAAGGUGCCACAAGUACUCCUGUUCUUUUUGCGGAUACAGACUAACACGGCUUCUACUCUGAAACCUGUCAUUAACUUCACUGAGCAGCCCCCUUUGACGCUGUCAUACCAGUAUCCCCUGUACAGGACUGCCCCCUAGAGACUGAAUUACAAAUUAUUAUUGUAAUGUAUGAUACUUAGAGUUCACAUUGUGCUAGACUCUGUAAAAUACCUUACUCUGACCAUGUGCUCUACCUGUUGCCGUUUGUCUUACGCUUGUCUGUUCUGUGUUUGUACAGCCCCUAGCACAGCUGAGUCAUGCUCCAUGACGGGCUAAGUGCCACUGCAGCACAAAUGCAAUAGCACCGUCGGUCUUUACAGUGCAUGGUCUGUGCGCCGGUGAGUUCUUUGAUGGCUGCUGAGUCCGAUGGGCGAGUGACAGACCAGUCCACAGGUACGACACACCCACACAUUAGCAACGCUCUGAAUCCAAGCAGCAGAUUCUUUCCUCCUCCGAUGCCGGUCAUCACAAAGCUUGAUCCAAUCCGCCUCGCUCCACCUACAAGCUAACUCUGCCAACCGGCGCGGCAUUCUGCGUUCCUUUCCCAAUCAUCCACAGAGAUUCCAAAGGACACUACGUCAGGACAUUAAACUGCAGCAAGGAAGAUUUAGGUUGGACAUUAGGAAAAAGUUCCUAACUGUCAGGGUGGUUAAACACUGGAAUAAAUUGCCGAGGGAGGUUGUGGAAUCUCCAUCUCUGGAGAUAUUUAAGAGUAGGUUAGAUAAAUGUCUAUCAGGGAUGGUCUAGACAGUAUUUGGUCCUGCCAUGCGGGCAGGGGACUGGACUCGAUGACCCCUCGAGGUCCCUUCCAGUCCUAGAAUCUAUGAAUAAAAGAAUCCCGGAAUCUGCGCAGCGGUCUGCCUCUCUUUCUAGACCCUUCGCAAGCAUCAAAGUCCUGCAAACUCUUCGGGAUCCUGUAAUCCGGCAUUUGUGUGACAUGACCAAGCUGCCUGAGUCCUUUCUUACUAAUUAACGUUCCCAUAAAUGACAUGCCAGCACGAUUUAGCACUUGCACAUUUGUCACCCCGUCUUGCCGUCUUCUUUGAAGAAUUUUACUCAAGCAUCUGACAUGGAAGCUGGUUAGUCUCCUGGUAUGUUUGGCGUAAGUUGUCCAUGUUUCUGAGUCAUACAGAAGCGUGGAUAACACACAUGUCUUAUAAAUACAGAUUUUCACUUUAAUGGACCAUUUGUUAUUGUUCCAGGCUCUGUCUUGCAAAAGACAAAGGUUCCCGGCUGCUUCGCUGAUUCUGCUAGUGAGCUCAGUGUCAAGAUCUACAUGGCUGGUAACAGUAGAGCCAAGGUAGCAAAAUUGGUCCUCGCCAUCCAGACGAACACCCCCUAAGGUGAUAUCUGGAACUGGCUCUGAAGAGCCCUGGGGCGUGAAAACUGUCUUCUUCAAGCUUCUUGCUAGCCCAGAGAUUUUGCAUGAAUCAGAGACCUUGGUAAUAAUGUUGCAGAACAUCAACACGGUGAGCCACAGGGGCUGCAUCAUCUGCAAACAACAGGUCCCGUAUGAUGAUCUCCUUCACCUUCCUCUUAGCUCUGCACCGUGCAGUGUUAAACCCACCUCCGUCCUGUCUGGUGCUAGUACAGACACCCCCUCGGACAUCACGGAACGCACGUUCCAGCAGGAGUGGGCAGUAAAUACUAAACGAUGUAGGAGCCACUAUGCAGCCCUGCUGCACUCCAUUGUUGAUAAGCGACGUUAAAUGACUGGGGGUAAGUGUCACUUGUAAUACCAAUAAAUAAUAAUAGACAAACAUAACAAAGAGCUGCCCCAAAGAGUUUACAAUCUAAGUGUAAGACAACAGUCAGGGAGAGAACCAGAAAACAAUGAGAGGAGAUUGUUGCGGGACUUUCAUUCUAGCAGUCUAAGCCAGUGGUUUUCAACCUGUGCUCCGGGGACAGCUGGGGGUCCGUAGAUGAUGUCUAAGGGGUCCGCAAACGGUUGUUGUUACUAUAGAACAGUGGUUUUCAACCUGUGGUCCGCAGAACCCUUGGGAUCCGCAGACCAUGUCUAAGAUUUACAAAGGGGUCUGCACCUCCAUUCGAAAUGUUGUAGGGCUCUGCAAAUGAAGAAAGGUUGCAAAGGGGGCAGCGAGGGUGCCCGGGGCAUGAGGUCUCACAUUCCAGCACGUGUCACACUGGUCACUAAUGUCAUUGUGAAACACACGUACGGCUGGUGUGCAAGCAGUUCUGUGUAAACACCGACCGUUAUGGUCCCAGUGUCUGUGUCUAGGUGGGGGGUCACCGGCAAAGCUGUGAACCAGGUUUUCUGUCAGACAAAGGCCGUUUCUGUCUCUCUGGUUGUUGACAGGUAAAUUAAGUGUGGGAUAGUUCACAGUGGGGCUCCUCUCCCGGGUCUGAACCAAACGCCGAGGAAGGAUGGGGGGGAACCACACAGAGAGAAAAGUAACAGGAUGGACAGUGUCAGUUACGCUGCUUCUACCUCCAUUAAUAACUGGAAAUUAAACCCUGUCGCUGUAUCAGGAACGUCAAUGGCCUGUUGCUACUGGAGUCACUGAGUGCAUAGAAAUUGGCCCCAGCUUCUGGGCAAAUGCGCUGAGUGAUGCAUUUGGUCUGUAAUAACGUGUAUGUACGUGUCUGUCUCACUUGUGUCUGAAUUCUGUUUAUAUUUAUAUGUAAUAUAUUAACCGACUUUUGGGGGGGGGGUUAAGUAGCAUGGGGGAAACUCUCUCUUGUGGGAUUUGCAGGAUCUAAAGUUUUCCUAAAUCUUCCUCACCCUCACCCAAUAAAUGUGCUGUUUUGUCAGAUGCCACUUGGUAGUUUGCGAAUCCCCACCUGACUCGUAGAGAUGUGCCUGUCCUGCAGCAGUCCUUGCAUUCAGAGGUGUGUGUUUAUUGCCGCUGG
Malaclemys terrapin pileata is the source of this 7746-nucleotide messenger RNA. Its product is annotated as C-type lectin domain family 2 member D-like. Lineage: Eukaryota; Metazoa; Chordata; Testudines; Emydidae. The record is from RefSeq and is a predicted model, not a curated record. Bases 393 to 1169 code for a protein of 258 amino acids. The transcript is spliced from 9 exons.